Indicator indicator is the source of this 3779-nucleotide messenger RNA. It is a transcript of the gene MFN1, whose product is annotated as mitofusin 1. The transcript has 18 exons. Bases 39 to 2261 code for a protein of 740 amino acids. Gene Ontology annotation, biological process: mitochondrial fusion; mitochondrion localization. The record is from RefSeq and is a predicted model, not a curated record. Gene Ontology annotation, cellular component: mitochondrial outer membrane. Lineage: Eukaryota; Metazoa; Chordata; Aves; Piciformes; Indicatoridae. Gene Ontology annotation, molecular function: GTP binding; GTPase activity.
GCUGGGUAACGGCGGAGCGAGCCGGGGCUCCUUGCACAAUGGCAGAAGCUACGGUCUCUCCGCUGAAGCACUUUGUGCUCGCUAAAAAGACAAUCACUGCCAUCUUCGACCAGCUGCUGGACUAUGUCACUGAGGGAGCAGCUUUUGUGGAAGCAACAUACAGGAACCCAGAGCUUGACCAUGUAGCAACAGAAGAUGAACUGGCAAAAAUACAGGCAUAUAAACAUAAGCUGGCAGUCAUUGGUGAGGUGCUUUCACGGAGACACAUGAAAGUGGCAUUUUUUGGCAGAACGAGCAGUGGGAAAAGUUCGGUCAUUAACGCGAUGCUGUGGGACAAGGUACUUCCUAGUGGGAUUGGCCACACAACAAACUGCUUUCUUAGUGUGGAAGGGACAGAUGGAGAUAAGGCUUAUCUUAUGACAGAAGGAUCAGAUGAAAAGAAGAGUGUCAAGACAGUCAAUCAGCUUGCUCAUGCACUUCACAUGGAUAAAGAUUUGAAAGCUGGCUGCCUUGUCCAUGUCUUUUGGCCCAAGUCAAAGUGUGCCCUGCUGAGAGAUGAUUUGGUUUUAGUGGACAGCCCUGGCACAGAUGUCACUACAGAACUGGACAGCUGGAUCGACAAGUUCUGCUUAGAUGCCGAUGUGUUUGUCCUGGUUGCCAAUUCUGAAUCGACUCUCAUGAACACGGAAAAACACUUCUUCCAUAAAGUGAACGAACGACUUUCCAAGCCAAACAUCUUCAUCUUGAAUAAUAGAUGGGAUGCCUCAGCAUCAGAACCAGAAUACAUGGAAGAUGUGCGCAGGCAGCACAUGGAGCGCUGCUUGACUUUUCUAGUUGAUGAGCUCAAAGUUAUUGAUCCUGUAGAAGCAAGGAAUCGCAUCUUUUUUGUUUCAGCAAAAGAAGUUCUGAGUGCCAGGAGACAGAAGGCCCAAGGAAUGCCAGAGGGUGGUGGAGCACUUGCUGAAGGAUUUCAAACAAGAUUGCAGGAGUUUCAACAUUUUGAGCAGAUAUUUGAGGAGUGUAUCUCGCAGUCAGCCGUGAAAACCAAGUUUGAGCAGCACACUAUCAGAGCUAAACAGAUAAUAGACACUGUGAAAGACAUUAUGGACGCCAUAAACGUGGCAGCAGCAGAGAAAAGAGUCCAUUCAAUGGAGGAGCGAGAAGAUCAGAAGGACAGGCUGGACUUCGUUCGGAAUCAGCUGAACAUUUUGACAGAAGAUACUAAGGAAAAGAUCAAACGUGUCACUGAGGAAGUAGAAAAUAAAGUCUCCUCUGCCAUGACCGAUGAGAUUUGCCGACUUUCGGUUUUAGUGGAUGAAUUUUAUUCUGAUUUUCACCCCUCUCCACAAGUACUGAAGCUCUACAAGGCAGAGCUGAACAAACAUAUAGAAGAUGGUUUGGGAAGGAACCUGGCUGAUCGUUGCUCCAGUGAAGUCAAUCAGUCAAUGCAUCAGUCACAGCAGGAGAUGAUUGAAAAUCUGAAACCUUUGUUGCCUUCUGGUGCUCAGAAUCAGCUCCACUUGCUAAUUCCGUGCAGGAAGUUUGACCUUAGCUAUGAUCUCAACUGUCACAGUCUGUGUGCAGAUUUUCAAGAGGAUAUCAUGUUCCACUUUUCCUUGGGGUGGACUUCGCUUGUAAACCGUUUCUUGGGUCCUAAACAAGCUCAGAAAGUGCUGUUGGGACUGGCAGAUCCAAACAUACAAAUCCCUGGUCCUUUAGCUACCACCCCAUCUGCUGCCAGCCUGCCUGCCUUAACUCCAGAGAGCGUCCCACAGGAUGAUUUUGUGGUUCCUUUGGUCAUGAGCUUAGCUUCACUGACGUCCCGGACCUCCAUGAGCAUCAUCGUGGUUGGCGGAGUGAUUUGGAGAACAGUAGGCUGGAAACUCAUCUCUGUGUCCUUAAGCAUGUAUGGGCUGUUGUAUCUGUAUGAGAGGCUCACCUGGACCACUAGAGCAAAAGAGAGAGCCUUUAAGCAGCAGUUUGUCAACUAUGCUACUGAAAAACUGCAGAUGAUCGUCAGUCUUACAAGUGCUAAUUGCAGCCAUCAGGUGCAACAGGAAAUGGCCACUACCUUUGCUCGGCUCUGUCAGCAGGUGGAUAUUACCCAGAAGAACCUGGAGACAGAAAUUGCCAGGCUUUCCAAAGAGAUAGAUCAGCUGGAGAACAUACAGAGCAGCUCCAAGCAGCUACGCAAUAAAGCUGUUCACCUGGAGAACGAGCUGGAUCGCUUCACAAAGCAAUUUCUUCAAAAGAGUAAAUAGAGCCUCCUGGCCACCUUCCCUGGGGAUUCUUUCUAGGACAAAGUAGAAAAUUUUACAGAUGAUGCUUCUCCUCUGUGGAGUCACAUGAAAUGAUUUCUAUUUUACGUGUUACUUUGAUUUACACUUGUUAAUUAUUGUAAAACUUGGAUUCUGACGGUGAGCCCUACUGAAGAGCUGUGGUACUCUGAGUGUUAUGUUGGUUUUGCAGAUUUUGGGUUACAAAUUACCUUCAAACACUAAAUUUCUUUGGGCGCUUGGCAAUAAACCCCCAAAUCCUUAUCGGUUUUUGUUAGUAUUUAGCAGUGGUGAGUCUCACUUCCUGGCAUCCAGGAGUUUACACAGGGAGAGAGAGCUUAGCACAGUUAUCACUGUCUCCUGCUUUCAGUUGCUUAGGAAUUAGCCAGGGAGGGAGGAUGCUUUUCUACAUGUCUGUGUCUUUGUUUAAUGAACUCUAGCAUGGGAAAAUGGCUCCUGACUUCUGAAAGCAAAUGGGAUUGUGCUGGGCAGCAGUUCCUCAUCUACAAAUGGAAGUGAAAGAUGGUAACAGACUGCAGAGCAUUCACUAAUGGAGUGCGGUAGGCUCUGGUUUCCACUCUUGCUACCACACUGGGACAAGAUGGCACUGUUGAAGUAAAAAUAAACCUAUUUCAACAAGCUUUUUAGAUUUCUUGCAGUUGUUCUAGUGAUGAAAUGGUCAUUUGCCCGUGAGAGCAAGAACCCACCUUCAGGUGAGCUGCAGGUGUCACUGCCACCAUGCUAGUGUCCAGGCAGAGGGGUGUGUGCUGAGCAUAUGGCCUUGCCUCAAGUUUUCCAGGUUGGGCCGGGAAGCUUUGGGUGUCAGGCUUGAGUUACUACUGCUUGCUUCCCAGAGCAGAGAGGCUGGGUUUGACACUUCUUACUCAUGCAAUAUCCUGAGCAGUCCCUUGGUUCUGCUAUAGACCAGUUGUCUUCUAGGUGAGACCUAAGGGUGCUGGAGUUUACCUCUGCUCACCUCCAGCAAUGCAAAGCCUCUUUUUAAACAAAACCUUUUUGCUGUUGCCAUCUACAAUCAUUUAACACCUGCUUUUUCUAACUAGACUUUUUAAAAGUAACUUAUUUUAAAAGAGAGUCUUUUCAGAGUAUUUAUAUAUUUUUAUGGAAGCAGUAACCCAACUAAAUGAAAUACUCAGCUUUAGGCUGUGGGGACUCACUGUUUUCAGUAAACAAGGGCUAUCUUCAAAGGUAAUAACAGAUGAAAAAUGUAAUGCCAGAGGCAGGUAAUUGUUUGAAGAGUAGGAAGGCUGUUUUCACCACACUGUAUUUUGGUCGUUGUUCCUGAACGUGCCAGAGCAAGCAUGGCUCUCCUGGACCUUUGUGUAGCAAUGUGCAUGUGGAGUCUCAAGGGUUUGGAGGCCAACUGUGAAACACAAAACUGAGUGACAGCCCAGGCUUUGUGUAUGUGAGGUUACAGAUGUGUAUUAAUGCUCCUCUGCUGGAGCAUUUUCAUGGAUGUUGUAUAAAGAUAAAACUUUACCUGCA